Micropterus dolomieu (smallmouth bass) is the source of this 3641-nucleotide messenger RNA. Its product is annotated as chitin synthase chs-2-like. The transcript is spliced from 20 exons. The record is from RefSeq and is a predicted model, not a curated record. Bases 1 to 3528 code for a protein of 1175 amino acids. Gene Ontology annotation, cellular component: cell septum; cell periphery. Gene Ontology annotation, molecular function: chitin synthase activity. Lineage: Eukaryota; Metazoa; Chordata; Actinopteri; Centrarchiformes; Centrarchidae.
AUGGCGGUCGUUGAGAAGUGUCCAGCGUUCCACACUCAACUUUUUGGUAUGAGUGCACCAUCUGGGUAUCUACAGUGCACUGCAUUUUUCCAUACUUCCCAGUGUGAACACACUUAUGCCCUCAAAAUAGUUCUUUUCUUUGAGUUCAUGGUAGCUGUGGGUGCAGCGAUUCUCACCAUUGUGGCAAUGCCAAACUUGGACAUCGUGACCAACGUGACAAUACUGAACGGUGUCGCUGUCCUCUCGGCGCUCCUACAGGUGGUCACUCAGUGCACUGCCAAGGAAAGGAAUCGUUUCCUGGUGCCGUCCAUUGCUGCCUUCAUGCUGAUUUUGCUCGGAUAUGUCCUGUUCCUCGUCCUAUACAUUAUGAAAGAUCCUACUGAUAUUAAGAUGGCCAUUUGGGUGGGUCUGGCUGUUGGUGGAUCGUUCUUGGUGUCUUUCAAUUGGUGGGAGACCUACUUCAGACUGAUCGGCGAGAACCGCAGAUCUGUCUUCCUCAAGGACCUGUGCACAGAUAUGACAAAGUGCCAGAAUGUGCUGCACAUCAUCUCCACCCUGCUCAGGAUCACAGUGACCGCCUGUGUGCUUGGAGCCUAUGUCCCACUUGCCAAAAUGGACUGGGACAUACUGAAGUCUAUCCCGAGUCGUGAGACAAAAAUUAUAGUCAUCACCGUUGGGGUCCAGCUGAUCUCAUCUGCACUCUGCCACUGGUUUGCUGUAGUGGCCUGCAAGAUGCACGCCCUGCGACGAUGCUUCAUUCUGCCUUUGUACCUGGCCUCUUUGGCCGUCAUGGCUCUGCUCAUCAUCCUUGUUAUCGUUUACUAUCAGGAAUACAGAAUAAGUCUGAACGGGACAAGCAUCAACUUCACAGGCUACUGCAGUGUAACUUUAGAUGGAAGAAACAACAGCCUUAAUGGCAGUGUGUUCUCAGAUCUGGUUUUGGAUGUUACACACACUCUGUGCUUCCUGGACAUGUCAACUAUAACUGACAUUGGCCUGCUGACAGGUUCAGCAGUGUCGUGGUGGCUCGGUCUGGUGUUGGCCACUCUCCAUCUGUGGCACCUCAACAUUUAUCGUAUCCAGAGGACCCAAGACCUGUUCAUCAGGAGGCUGUAUGAAGGAGCCUUUAUCGAGCAAUCCCUGCUCCUCAACACCCGAUUCAACAAUCAGACCAACAACAAAAUGAAGAAGGAACCUGAAAGAACAAUGGUUUAUCUGUGUGCAACCAUGUGGCACGAGACCCACGAUGAAAUGAUGAACAUCAUUAUCUCAAUAUUCAGACUGGAUAAGUACAGACCAAAGAGAGAGACCAAAGAUUUCACCUUUGAAGCCCAUAUAUUCUUUGAUGAUGCAUUCAAACAUGUCAAGGGGAGUCGGGGGCGUCACAUCAACGACUUUGGAAAGGACCUUGUGCAAGUCCUCUCAGACGUUUAUGGUAUCUUCACAAACCUUGAUAAAAGCAUCUUCAAAAAGCAGCAGCAGAUCCCUGAUCAGAAGAUCAUCAGGACACCAUAUGGAGGUCGUCUUGUGGUCACCAUGCCUCAUGGGAACAAUAUUGUGGUUCACUUCAAGGACAAAGAACUCAUCCGCCAUAAAAAGAGAUGGUCUCAGAUCAUGUACCUUUACUAUCUUCUGGGCUGGAAACUCAUGACAAAAUAUUAUGCACGCUUGGAGAGAGAGCACAAAGAUACAUUGAUAGCAGAGAAGCACAACACCUACCUCCUGGCUUUAGAUGGGGACACAGACUUCCAGCCAACUGCUGUGAUGUUGCUCAUCGAUCGUUUGAAAAUGUACCCACGUGUUGGGGCAGUAUGUGGCAGGAUUCACCCCACUGGAUCAGGUCCUGCAGUGUGGUUCCAGAAGUUUGAGUACGCCGUCAGUCACUGGCUGCAGAAGACAGCGGAGCAUGUGAUUGGCUGUGUGUUGUGCAGCCCCGGCUGCUUCAGUCUGUUCAGAGCAGAGGCGCUGAUGGAUGACAACGUGAUGAAGAGAUACUCCACCAAGUCCACAGAGGCGAGACACUACAUCCAGUUCGACCAAGGUGAGGACCGCUGGCUGUGUACUUUACUACUAAAGCAGGGAUGGAGAAUUGAGUACAAUGCAGCAUCUGAUGCUUACACCAAUGCACCUGAGGACUUCAAAGAACUCUACAACCAGCGUCGGCGAUGGGGACCGUCCACGAUGGCUAAUGUGGUGGAUCUGCUGGGCUCAACCAACACAAUUUCCAAGAGGAACUCAUCCAUGUCCAAACCCUUCAUGUUCUACCAGCUCUUUGCCAUCACCUCAUCAAUCCUGGCCCCUGCCACCAUCUGCCUGAUGAUUGCAGGCAGUUUGACUUUCAUCUUUAACAUGGAAGCCAACGCUGCCCUGGUCCUGGCUGUGUUACCUCCUCUCAUUUACCUGAUUCUCUGCUUCAAACUGAAAGCAGACACUCAGAUCACUAUUGCAGCAGUCUUGAGUAUCAUAUAUGCAUUCAUCAUGUUGGUGGUGACAAUGUCCAUCAUCGGUGCUAUGGUGAGGGAACAAACCAUCCUGACACCCAGCAGCAUUUUCGUCAUCGCCAUGGCUUUCAUUUACAUCAUCACUGCGAUAAUGCAUCCUCAGGAAAUCCAGCUGGUGUUCCAUGGCUUGCUCUACAUUCUCUGCAUCCCCAGCGCCUACCUCCUGCUCACCAUCUAUUCCAUGGUCAACAUGAACAAUGUGUCCUGGGGCACCCGGGAGGCAAAACCUGCCGCUGGAUUGCCUGCAGACACCACCCCACAAACAACAGCUCAGAAAGCCAAAAGCAUCUUCCAACGACUCUUCUCGUGGGCCAAAUGUUGUAAAAAGUCCACCAGCAGAUAUGGAGGUGAGCAGCUCAAUGCCAACCAGGAGCACCUGAUCCCAGAAUCCGCUCAACCUGAACCCCAGCCCCAAAACACUAUUGUGGAAGACGUGAGGAUCUCAGAGGAACAGAGGCAAUUGGAGCCUGUUUUCGACUGUGCUGCCCAAUGUUGGGUCACACAACUACAGAAUAUUUCCAGUGACAUGCAGCUGCAGGAGGAGUCACUCGACCAGGAAGAGGAGAACUUCUGGAAAGAGCUUCAGGGUAGGUACCUGCAACCUCAUGUUGAAGACAAAGAGAAACAGGACAUGAUAAUCAAUGACCUGCGAGAGCUGAGAAAUAAGAUAAAUUUUGCCUUCUUCAUCAUGAAUGCUCUGUGGCUGGUGGCAACAUUUACCCUCCAGCUCCUGAAUAUACCCAUCAACAUCCCCAAGCUCAACUUCAACCUCGAAGUCACCGGACAUAUACAAAUAGAUCCCAUUUCCUUAAUGUUCAUUCUGGGAUUUGCCACAUCAGUUGUGAUCCAGUUCUUGACCAUGUUUUACCACAGAAUCUACACUCUGAUCCAUUAUGUGGCCAUAUUGGACACAGAGCCAAUAAAACAAAAAAAUGUAACAGAAGAAUCAGACCUGGCCGGCGAAAAGGUCGACAAUGCCGACUCCAACUCCCUGCAGGAGUCAGAAUAUGACGGGACUGAGGUGUAAACGCAGACUCUCUCCAACACAUUUUAGCACUUUGAAAUAUCCUCUGUUUGGAAUGUAUUUAUUUAUAAUCUGAAAUUAUUUUAUUCUGAAUAUUAGUUUUCUUAGAGGUUGGU